AUAGCGUUCGGCGGGAACCAAGCGCUCUGCUGAUUGGCUGAACGCUUGGCCGGGCCAGGCUAUAUAUUCUCCUGCCCGAAGGCCAGGUUUCCUCAGAUGCUUCGAGGGUGCGGAGACGUCGACGGCUCACCUGAGCAGCUGAACAAACAUCUAAAGAUGGUGCCUGGUGGAAGAAAGCAUUCUGGGAAAUCUGGGAAGCCACCAUUGGUUGAUCAGCCUAAAAAAGCCUUUGACUUUGAGAAAGAAGAUAAAGAUCUGUCUGGUUCAGAAGAAGAUGUUGCUGAUGAAAAGACUCCAGUAAUUGAUAAACAUGGAAAGAAAAGAUCUGCAGGAAUGAUUGAAGAUGUGGGAGGUGAAGUACAGAAUAUGCUGGAAAAAUUUGGAGCUGACAUCAACAAAGCUCUUCUUGCCAAGAGGAAAAGAAUAGAAAUGUAUACCAAAGCUUCUUUCAAAGCCAGUAACCAGAAAAUUGAGCAAAUUUGGAAAACACAACAAGAGGAAAUACAGAAGCUUAACAAUGAAUAUUCUCAGCAAUUUAUGAGUGUGUUGCAGCAGUGGGAACUGGAUAUACAGAAAUUUGAGGAACAAGGAGAAAAACUAACUAAUCUUUUUCGACAACAACAAAAGAUUUUUCAGCAGUCUAGAAUUGUUCAGAGCCAGAGAAUGAAAGCACUCAAACAGCUACAUGAGCAGUUCAUAAAGAAUUUGGAAGAUGUGGAGAAGAAUAAUGAUAAUCUAUUUACUGGUACACAAAGUGAACUUAAAAAAGAAAUGGCUAUGUUGCAAAAAAAAGUUAUGAUGGAAACUCAGCAGCAAGAGAUGGCAAAUGUUCGAAAGUCUCUUCAAUCCAUGUUAUUCUGAUGAGUCUUUGAAGAAAGAACUUGAACCUAUGUAAUAUGAUACAAUUAAAACAUUAGCUAAGAGGCAUGCCUUUAGUAAUUAUAGUUUAAACUAUAACAUCUGAAAUCUUUAGCUUAAGUGGAAGAUUUUUGUUCCUGUUAACUUCUAAAUAAACCUAAACAAUUGUGUAAGUAG
Molecule: messenger RNA, 1035 nt
Organism: Mastomys coucha (southern multimammate mouse)
Lineage: Eukaryota; Metazoa; Chordata; Mammalia; Rodentia; Muridae
Gene: Sycp3
Product: synaptonemal complex protein 3
Exons: 9
Coding region: 97-861 (254 amino acids)
Biological process (GO): spermatid development; meiotic cell cycle
Cellular component (GO): synaptonemal complex
Source: RefSeq, a predicted model, not a curated record